AUGGUUGCCGCCGGUCUGUCGCCCAUCAAACACCAGCCUGCCGAGUCGCAGCCAUGCUUUGCCACCAUGGACAUCGACAUCGGCACCCCAACCUCCUCGCCGCGCGGCCGCUCCUCCUCCUGGGCCGGCAUCGACCUGCGGGUCCUGCUCUCCGUCGUCUUCGGGGGCAUCUUCACGGUGUUCCUCCUCGCGGCGUCCCAGGCCGCGCUCCCCUCCGCCUCACUCUUCCUCCAGCGGUACUCCGCGGCCACCCAGCGGCCGUCGCCACCGCGCUUCGCCUACCUCGUCUCCGGCUCGAAGGGCGACGCGGCAAGGCUGCGCCGCUGCCUGCUCGCGCUCUACCACCCGCGGAACCGCUACAUCCUCCACCUGGACGCGGAGGCGCCCGACUCAGACCGCGCGGAGCUGGCGGCCUUCGUGGCCGCGCACCCGGUCCUCGCCGCGGCCGGCAACGUGCGCGUGGUCGAGAAGGCCAACCUGGUUACCUACAGGGGCAUCACCAUGGUCACCACCACGCUGCACGCCGCCGCCGCCUUCCUGCAUGGCCCCGGCCCCGCCGACUGGGACUGGUUCAUCAACCUCUCCGCCUCCGACUACCCGCUCGUUACGCAGGACGAUCUGAUGGACGUGUUCUCGCGGCUGCCGCGCGACCUGAACUUCAUCGAGCACACGAGCGACAUGGGCUGGAAAGCGCAUGCGAGGGCGAAGCCGUUGGUGGUCGACCCGGGGCUGUACCUGAAGACGAAGCGCGAUCUCAUGUGGAUGAACACCGAGACCGAGAAGCGGGAGCUGCCCACCGCCUUCACGCUCUUCACCGGUUCUGCUUGGACGGUGUUGUCGCGGCCCUUCGUGGAGUACCUGAUCGGGGGGUGGGACAACCUCCCGCGCACCCUCCUCCUCUACUACGGCAACUUUGUCUCCUCCCCGGAGGGUUACUUCCAGACUGUGGCCUGCAACGCGGACGAGUUUCGGAACACCACCGUGAACCACGACAUGCACUACAUCUCCUGGGGCGAGCCCCUGGGGCAGCAUCCGGAGCUCAUCAACGCCACUCACUGGGGUAGGAUGCUCCGCAGUGACGCCCCCUUCGCGCGCAAGUUCAACCGAGACCCUAACGACCCUGUGCUCGCUAAGAUUGACGUGGAACUCCUGUCACGGCAGCCCGGCAUGGUCAUCCCAGGCGGCUGGUGCACAAGAAAUGUUGGUGGAGGCGGCAGCGAUGAUCAUUGCUCGGCCAUCGGGGACACGACACUCCUGCAUUCUGGCCCAGGAGCUGCGCGGCUGCAGCGGCUCGUCGAGUCGCUCCUGUCGAAGGACAACUUCCCGCCUAAACAAUGCAAGAUCAUCGAGCACAACGAUUGA
This is a messenger RNA of Triticum turgidum subsp. durum (durum wheat), 1362 nucleotides long. The record is from the annotation of a GenBank genome assembly. NCBI's taxonomy places the organism in Eukaryota, Viridiplantae, Streptophyta, Magnoliopsida, Poales, Poaceae.